Messenger RNA from Nerophis ophidion (straightnose pipefish), 11665 nucleotides. RefSeq names its product mbt domain containing 1 (gene mbtd1). Gene Ontology annotation, biological process: regulation of DNA-templated transcription. The transcript has 17 exons. The coding region runs from base 142 to 2247 and encodes 701 amino acids. Gene Ontology annotation, molecular function: zinc ion binding. The record is from RefSeq and is a predicted model, not a curated record. Gene Ontology annotation, cellular component: nucleus. Lineage: Eukaryota; Metazoa; Chordata; Actinopteri; Syngnathiformes; Syngnathidae.
GGCGCAUGCGCAUAAGAGAGAGAGUAAUUUGUUGAUAUCCUGUUUGGUAGUCCUUUCCUAUUAGCUGUUUUCCUUUAACAGUUCAAGGGUACUUUUCAUUUAAAGCGCACUGUAACGUCAACGUGUUCAUAUGAAGGGCUAAUGGAAGACACACGGGAUCUGGCUGAACGCACCCCACGUUCAGAACGUAAGCGGAGGGAUUCAUUUGGGAUGUUUGAUGGCUACGAUAGUUGCAGCGAGGAGUCAACAAGCAGCUCCAGCUCUGAGGAUAGUGAGGAUGAAGUGGUGCCCUCCAUCCCUGCCAGUCUUCCCAUCAUCAAGAACAAUGGCCAGGUCUAUACCUACCCCGAUGGAAAGGCUGGAAUGGCCACCUGUGAGAUGUGUGGAAUGGUUGGAGUUCGAGAUGCUUUUUAUUCCAAAACAAAGCGUUUCUGCAGUGUUUCUUGUUCCAGGAGCUAUUCUUCAAAUUCCAAAAAAGCAAGCAUAAUGGCAAGACUCCAGGGCAAACCACCAACAAAAAAAGCAAAAGUCUUACAGAAACAACCUCUAAUGGCAAAGUUGGCAGCCUAUGCUCAGUACCAAGCAAGUCAACAGAACCAGACCAAAUCAAAAGCUGUGGUCACUGCUGAAAGCUUUGACUGGGGUCACUAUAUAUGUGGCAAUAACACAUCUGGUGCUCCAGUCAGCUGUUUCAAGCAUGCCCCUAUGGGGACAUGCUGGGGAGGUAUAGAGGAAGGUGUGAGAAUUGAAGUGCUCAACUCUGACACCAACCACUCCGCAAAGGUAUACUGGAUAGCAGAAAUCAUUAAGCUAGCAGGGUUCAAGGCGCUCCUGCGUUAUGAAGGUUUUGACAUUGACAGCAGUAAAGACUUCUGGCGUAAUCUCUGCAUCCCUGAGGUUCACCCAGUGGGCUGGUGCGCGUCUAGUGGAAAACCUCUUGUACCUCCAAAAAGUAUACAGCAUAAGUAUUCAAACUGGAAAACUUUUCUUGUGAAGCGUCUUACUGGAGCUAAAACACUGCCACCCGACUUUAAUGCCAAGGUCCAUGAGAACACACAAUUUCCUUUUAAAAAGCUGAUGCGGGUGGAGGUUGUGGAUAAAAACUAUCUCUGUCGGACACGUGUGGCGUUGGUGGAGCAAGUAAUCGGAGGUCGCCUCAAGCUCGUCUAUGAAGAGAGCCAGGAUGGGUCUGACGACUUCUGGUGCCACAUGUACAGCCCUCUCAUUCACAAUAUUGGAUGGUCACGCAGCAUUGGACACCGCUUUAAAAGAUCUGACGUAACAAAGAAAAUUGAAGGUCAAGUCGAUGCUCCGCCACAGCUCUUCCAUAGGGUUAGAGAUGUGGACCAAAGUGUGGACUGGUUCAAAGAUGGAAUGAAGUUGGAAGCGAUUGACCCCCUGAACCUCUCAGCUAUAUGUGUAGCCACUGUAAGAAAGGUGUUGGCAGACGGGUAUCUCAUGAUUGGAAUUGAUGGUUCUGAGGCAGUGGAUGGAUCGGACUGGUUCUGCUACCAUGGCACCUCACCCUCCAUCUUUCCUGUUGGCUUCUGUGAAAUCAACAACAUUGACGUGACACCCCCUCGAGGGUACACUAAGCUGCCAUUUAAAUGGUUUGACUACCUCAGAGAAACCGGUUCAGUGGCUGCUCCUGUUAAGUUUUUUAACAAGGAAGUUCCAAAUCAUGGAUUUCGACAAGGCAUGAAGCUAGAGGCAGUUGACUUGAUGGAGCCACGACUGGUGUGUGUUGCUACAGUGACAAGAAUUGUACAUCGUCUACUACGGAUCCAUUUUGACGGCUGGGAGGAUGAGUAUGACCAGUGGGUUGACUGUGAGUCACCUGAUUUGUAUCCUGUGGGCUGGUGUCAGCUGACUGGCUACCAACUCCAACCUCCUGCAUCCCAGAGUAACAGAGAAAUAUCUCAGUCACUACCCAAACAGAAGAAAAAGUCACAGCAGUACAAAGGACAAAAGAAAAAGAGGAAGAUUCCGGUUGGUCGACGGCUCUUCAGUCAGGCAGGCAUGAGGAGGAGCUUCUCAGGGGAUGAAGAGCAGAGUCCGCCCCCAUAUCAUGUUGAAGGGCCAGCUCAGCCCCAACUACGACUCCAAGUCCACCAAACCCACAAUUCAGGCUCCCUCCUACGAAUGAAAGAAGAGACAAUGGAGGUGGAUGAGUUCAACUUUUCACAGGGCACCUCUGACCAGGAGAGCAAUGGCUCUGGCACCUACUAUAUCAAGCAGGAGCCCUAAGAUCUGAAGAUCGGAACAGGACAAAGAGGGAAAUGACAGUUCUCUGCAAGGAUCAAUCCAAACUGAAAUGGCACACAGAGAUGCAUAUUUCCAGUGGAGAAGUAAGGUAUUUUCUGCAGUCAUUUCUAAGUGUGUGUACAAAGCCAAGUUUGGAAAAGCACCCAGGACUUGGUCACAAAUGUUUGACCGCUCUUUUAUCUUCUUUCUCGUGUCAACUGUUUGAGCAUUAAAACCAAUGGUAAAAAUGUUUUUUUUUUGGUUCUGUUUUUUUUACCUUUUUCUGUGUAAGUGGAGCUCCUCUGUACUUAAUGUCGCCCCAGACCUGUAUAAACUGUGAUUUUUGUAUGGGUGGGCUGGGUCUUUGCUUGUGUUGAUUUGUUUUCGGGUAGGUUAGCCACUGAACACGAACAUUUAUUUUAAUAAUUUGUCUGAUAUUAAAGGCUGGCACAAGUAAGAAUAAAUAUAUAUAUAUAUAUAUAUAUAUAUUCUGAAUUCACACAGGACAUAGUUGAUCUAGUACUUGAAUCAUUUUUGUUUUUUUAUGUUGAUUUUGGUUGGUAGUAGGUUUUACACAUGAAUUUGGUGGCUGUGUGGUGAAAAUAUUGUAAAUGAAAGUGGUUAUAUUUAUAUACUAUGUCAAUAAUUAUUAAACUAGAAGUGCAGGGUGUAGGUUGUGAAGGAUGUUGGUCAUAAUACAGUUAAAAUACAAUGCUGCAUAGAAUAAUCAAAAUUGUCAUGGAAUAUUUCUUCUGUAAUCGUUUUUCAGAGAAACAUUUUUUUUUUGUUCGGCCCUCAGUAAUGUGUUUAAUAAUAAGAUGUCCCCUGACUCACCUGGCAUGUACCCCUCGGAAAAACGGAACAUUGUUUUGCUUGACAUAUUAUCAGUGCCACCAAUAUGCCAUCUCUUUUUGCUCAACUUUUUCAUCCUGUGCUAUUGGUCUAUUGAAGACACCCACCUGGUUAGUUUGCCAAAAGAGUUUGGAAUUUUGAUUCUCUCCUGCUUUUGAAAUGUGUGAGCAACCAAGAAAAUUGUCAACCGUUGACAUUCAAAACAGAGGCCUCCAUUGCACCAUUGGUCGACUAUGGUCGCCCAGAAAUGGGAGUAGUUUUUACAGAAUGUCAUUCUUUUUGUAUUGCUUUAGUUUCAUAAAUUCACCAAAACGUUGCCGUCAUCAUGACUCAAUACUGUAGAUGGGGCAUCCCUCCCUCUCAAAUACAAGAACCUGCAGUCACGCUUACUCCAUGCCACACCUCACCAUUUCAGAUGACCUGUAGAGAUGUUUCUAUAUACGUAUUGUCACACACUUAAUGGGGGAAUCAAUUAUGAAUAACUCUCGGAUUGUUUUAUUUAAUUUUGGGGGCAGCAGUAUGUAGAGCAGGUCAUCCUGAGACUGAAGGGUUGGUGGUUUGAAACCUGAUUCGUCUCUUCUCUACUUGUAUUGUGUCCUUGAGCAAGACUCUUCAUUAACCUUGCCUCAAGUGGAUGAAUACUGGUGUAUGAAUGUGAAUAAAUGUUUGGUGGUGGUUGGCCAGGCUGUUUGCUAUUAAUGAGCAUCCAGGUUUCUGGCAGUCCACCCCAGAGAAGCUGUUGCUAGUGGAGUAGAUUGCCACAAAAAAAUGGGUUUAGUUUGUUCUAUGAUGGAACUUGUAACUUUAGUAAUUAUCUAAAAUAAGUUAUGCCAUUGAAAUUAAUUUAAAAGUCAUUGUUCCGUUCAGCCCCCCAAACAGCACAAUUUCAACAUGAAACAAACUUUUUGAUAAGAAAAACAAACUUCUAUUGACCUCUCCAGAUCUUGUAUGAAAAAAUGCAAUACAAUACACUGUAGUAGUGUAGGGUUUCUCCUGCGAGCUGCUUCUCAGUCAACCACAGUAUCAGCAAUUUUUCAUAUUUUCAUGGAUGAUAUUUUCAUUUGUAAAUUAUUCAAACACCCUUGGUUGGCACAUUAUAGUCUUUAUCAACUUGUCCUGAAUCAGUAUAGAGGGGCAGAAGACUGCUCUUCUUUUGAAAUCAUAAAGUGGGGUAGCAAUGUAUUUUUGUUAUUGAAGCAGCUGGUUGUUAUUGUUAUUUGCUGUUUGACACAAUACACCACCCUCCAUUUUUAUAUAUUUUUUCUUUUAUAGACUUUUUUUAAUGAAGUUUGCUGAAACUUUCUUUUAGUUCGUUCCAUCACAAUACAACUGCUAUAGAGCUUUUUGCUUUAUUAUAAAAAUAUUUGUGAAUAAUUGAAGGAUUAAGAUGUAAAUUACUAUUAACUCUCUUAAAUAAGAGCACAUGUCAGCAAGUGGAUUAAUUAGAAGUAUUUAUCUGUAUAGACAUAUUGUAUAGGGUGUCUGGACACAUAGGCAAACAUGCAUAUUUACAAGAAGUUACAUUUUAUAUUGACGAACAUUUUUUUAAUAUGAUUUCCGACAUUUAUGAUGCAAAGGUUGAUUUAUAUGGCAAAAUGUACGGGAAAUCAAUGAAAUAUCUUCACAUUCAAACUGCAGUGUUUACCAAAAAUUAAUUUUGCGACCUGACACAAAUACAUUUGGGCCACCACAUGCGCUACCUGUUUGCCCCUGCUCAUAAACACAUUGGAAUGUCCUGUGAGUAGGCCAUUGUUUUUUACAAUAAAGUACAAUAGUUAGCAGUAUGCAACGUAACAGCAUCUGAACACACCUCGUACACAAUUGGUCUGCUGGAGUAUAAAAAGAUGUACCAGUGUCAGCAAAUUAGCAACUUUUGUUGCUAUAUUUAGUUGGUAUGCAGACCUCUCUCAAAGCAGUCACCAAUAUUAUUGGAGACUGCUUUGGGGCCCUACCCCAUCGAAACAAACACCAAUGGCUGUCUUGGUAAAAAAUACAAAAUGAGGCGACAGAAGACCCAUCCAUCCAUUUUCUACCGCUUGUCCCUUUCGGGGUUGCUGGAGCCUAUCUCUGCUGCGUUUCGGGUGGAAGGCAGGAUACAACCUGGACAAGUACAAUUUUGUAUAUUUCUAAACAAAUUUAACAUAUUUUCUGCGCUAUAGAGCACACCAGUAUUUAAACCGCAAAUUUUAGACAGAAUAAAUAUUGACAUAUAUUAGCCGCACCGGACUACAAAUACAUAUACUGGUACAAGAUAUUUUGUAAAUGUUUAUGAAUUAGUUUAAAAUGGCGCCUGUCACUAGGCAGUAAAACAGCUCAUCAGACAAAAGAGAAGUCAUCGUCAGGGACCCACUAGCUGCGUAGGGUAGCUCUCCAAUCAGCUAAACAGACUCAAUAACUCCACGGUGACGUUUUGGUGAAUUUAUGUAACUAAAACUAUCCAAAUAGAAUGACAUUGUAAUUUGAUGAUACUAACACAAUGAAUGAAGAAUCCUUUCGAGCAAAGACUCUAUGAAUGAAUACUUCUCUUUAAAAGAACGAACCAGGAAGUACAUUUUCAACUUGAAGCCCCUGCAGUGAGUGAGCUCGUUCAAAAGAUGGCGCCGUAGCACAAAAUAUAAUACACCUUUUCAGUGUCAUGUAUGAAAACUAUUUCUUGAACACAAUACAUGGCUGUUAGCAAAGAAAAAUCCAUAAAUUAGCUGCACUGUUUUAUUUGCCGCGGGAUUCAAAGCAUGGGGAAACAUUUGCAUCUUAUAUUUCGGAAAAUACAUUUAGAUUUUCAUAUGUUUGACCCUCAUAUUUUUUCCUUCCAACUUUAGUCCCUGCUCCUGCAGCGUCCACAUGUGUCAUUGCUCCCUGUGCAAAUUAGAUAGUGUAAAUCAUAUUUUUUUCAAUUAAAAAAAUCAUAGCAAUGUAUGUUUUAUGUAAAUACAUGUUACUAUGAUACAAAUUAGUUAACUGUUCAUUGUAACAACAGGGUUGUGAAUGUUUUACUCAAUAUACUUUUUAAUAAUGCUAAACAAUUGAAGUAAAACAUAUAGAGCCCCCUUAAAACAUUUGAACAUUUCUCUAAAAUACUGAUGUAUUUUUACGUUGUAGAAUUAUUCACACAACUUAAUAUUGAAAAUUGUUCAACAUGGAUACCACUUAAUCGCUAAGUGAUUCCAAUCAUCAUAGUAUCAUAGUUUUCACCGACUCCUUCUGCUUCAGUAUGGUGGGGAAUUGCUCUCCUUUGCCAUAUACCUGACGACUCAAUUUAAGAGAAUUAUUUUCUCUAGAGUUGCCCAAAAAACUUAAGAAUCAUCAUCAACAUCAUCAUCAUUUUUGUCAAAAAGCAAUGCAAUCAGUCUGGAUUUCAGCGCUUUACCAUUUCCAUGAGUUGUAUUGUUUAUACAACAGCUGUGGGCCGAAUGCAAAAAACACAUUUUGUCAAAAAAGAAACUUGGUUGCACACGUAAUUGUUACAAAACUCUGGAGUGUUUUCCAGUUUUGGUUAAAACUGUGAACCAUAUUUACAUCGCAGUCAGUCCCAAAAAUUCAGAAAGUUCUGGAGUGGUUGUUGCAGAUGUCACUCCUAUUUAGAGACCUCAGGCUGAGGAUAAUUCUAAAUAAAAUUUAGAGAAAAAAUGUUAUUGAUAACUGCACUUGAAUUAAGUCACAGACCGAAACUGAAAUGUUACAAAAAGAAUGCCAUUAUAAGAUAAUAAUACUAACACAGACGUGUUUGCAUAUGAGCUAAUGCUAACAAUCUUAGCUUCAUUGCAUUACAUUAGUACGUACAAAUAUGCAUGAAAACACUCCUACAUGUAUCACAUACGUGACGGAUUAGUGAAUAAGAAUUGUUUCAGUAAUAAUGUAAAACUUAUAAACAUUGUUUGGAGUGAUGAAUGAAGAAUCUAUACGAGGAGAAACGCUAUGGACUGCUCGAAGACAGAACAACAUGUUUACUUCUGCUUGAAAUGUCACUCUAAACAGAAGGGCACAGCAGCACCUGCAGCGAGCAAUAAAGCUCGAACCCACGCAAGAAACGUUGCAUCAUGUUGAGGUAUCAGAGGACAGCAGAGUAGCACCCGUCGUCAUCGUUGUUGGCAGAUUCACGUGCGUAAAGUUGACUAUAAGCAAUAUGUAAAUACAGUAUACACAAACUGGUGUUUUUCGGAAUUGGUUUCAAGGUCAACCGACUACGUAGUUCAUGAAUCCCCUUGGCCACAUAAUGACAUACAGUACUGUGCAAAAGGCUUAUUUAUUACUUUGAUUAUCCCGGACGCAACAAUCACCUUGACAAGGUAUCAGGCAACAAUCCAGUAAAUCUUGUUGAGGAUCUUUUAACCCACUAAAAAUCAAAUUUAUAAUAUCAGUUCGGAGCCUAACUGUGUCUUUUUCAUGGUCCUGUAUGUUUAAAGUCAUUGGAAAUUCAUGUAAUGCAGUUUAAUUCCAUACAAACAAUAGUUACGAUGAAAGAAUCUAUAAAACAAAAAUAUGUACAGUACAUUGUUUUUAUUAAACUGGGUUAUACAUAACUGGUGUAUAACUGCUACCUCCUAGUGCAGCUGAAACAACACCCAGGUGACAAUAUGCAAAUAAAGAGACAGUUUAUGAGACUUGAUAUGCAAAAAAUAUUGACUAACAAAAGGUAUUAUGAUGAAGAAACUACAGUACUUCUGACAUGAUUGUUGCAUAUGUGAUUACAAACAGAUAUUUAACAAGAAUAAUAUUUAAUAGCUUUGAUGUGAACAUUUUGUAUACAAAAAAUGGCUGUUUUUUACACUUCAAUGUGGUAGGCGAAGAUGACAUUUUACAUUAUGUACAAAACAAAAUGUUAACUCUUUGUGUGAAAAGUGUAGGGGAAAAGGGGAAAUGACAUUGGUGCUCGGUUUGUUAUUUUGCAGGGUUAUGCAUAAAUUACGCCACCCAUCAACGUCGGUGGAUUAGAUUAGAUGAUUAGAAAUGAGAAAUAAUUCCUUUUAACAGCACUCUACAUGAACUGAAAUUACCCUGUCAAGCAAUAAACUGACCGUUCCAGGAUUUGAUCUACUCAGUAGAGGAAUUGAUUGGUAUUGCAUUCUUUCUCCUACAAGACAUUGUAGGGUCCCGGUACACCAUGGAUGUCCAAAUGUUUUCCACCAAGGGUCGAUAAAGAACUAAGAAAAUGUGGUGUUGGCCCGUUUUGAUACUCUUCAUAUUAACAUGACCAGUCAAUAUAAGCAGGUCUGUAGAUGACUAUAUCCAAAAUAUGUCAAAAAUUUAAAUUCAUUAAUGUUCCUGAUUAUCGAAAUACUGUAUAAAUAUUGCACAGACCGAUACAUUUUCUCAUUUGAUUUUUGUCUAAUUCAAAAAAAGUUUAAUAAUAAACAAAAAUACCAUUACUCAAGAAUGCAUGACUACUAGUCUCAAGUCUUCUAUUUGUAGACGGACUACCAUAUAUUUUUUUAUUUUUUACAACUUUAUUAAAAUUAUUCCAAUAGGCCAAUACUUCUAUUUUAUCUUUUUUUGCGUGCACCGCAAACCAUUUUUUUUCUUGUAAUGAAUCAUUCUUGGUAGUAUUCUGGUGGAGACUGUUAAAUGUUGUUCUAUCCAAAUGUUGUACUUUUUGCCGCUGCAUUCGAGACCGAGUUUGUGAAUUUUGGGCUUUGCAACUAUGCUACUGUAGCUAGCGUGCCAGCAGAAUGUGCGGAUACUUUGUGACGCAAUAGGGACAUGCUUCAAUAGACUGUUGCUAAAGAGCUAAAUGACAAUUUCAUAUGCAACAUGCUACAACUAGCACAUAGAUUAUAUGAUCAUAAAGUCAAACAACUUGUUUCUCAGAACUGUGUAAUGGUUUUCUUUUCAGUUUCAAUUCCAAUCCUUCUUGCUAAUAUUUGAAAGGAUGCAGACUGUUCAAUUUGUUUUUUUUUCUUUUUUUAAUAUCACAAAUAUCACACUGUUUAUUUUGAAUGUUGUUUAUUUUUUGGCAAUAUCAUCAUAAAGUCUAAGAAAUUACACUGCCAGUUGUUGCAAGAAGACUAUGAAGACAGCUUUUAGAGAUUUGGUAAUAAGACAAAAUAAUUAUUGAUUCAUGAAGUACAUAGCUGAAUUUCCCCUAGGGAUCAAUAAAGUACUUUCUAUUCUAUUCUAUUCUAUUCUAUAGUGCAUUACAACUGUUACCUGCUGCUACCCCCUCACUGGAAACACUCACAAAAUCAUCAAGUACAUAAUUCUUUUUUCUAUUCAAAAUAUCCAAACAAAGCUAAUACAAGUCACAACCCCCUUAACAGUAGAUUUUCAGGGAGACAUAACUUGUUUGUAGGCAAUAGAUCUCCUGAGGAAAAACAUUCUACUUUUGAGCAUCACAAGUUUCAUACAAGACACAAAUCAACACAAUACUAAAAAGUAUUGCUAAUAAGUUUUAAUUGAUAAUUUUCUUUGUCAGUAAAUCAGUAUAGCUACUAGGGGUGAGGGAAAAAAUUGAUUCGAAUACGAAUCGAAUCGAAUAUGUUGUGCAAUUCAGAAUCGAUUCUCUUUUUUAUUUAAAAAUCGAUUUUUUUAUUUUUAUUUUUUUAUUCAUUUAUUUUUUAUUUUUUUAUCAAUCCAACAAACCACUACACAGCAAUACCAUAACAAUGCAAACCAAUUCCAAAACAAAACCUGACCCAGCAACACUCAAAACUGCAAUUGAGGAGACACAAACACGACACAGAACAAACCAAAAGUAUUGAAACAAAAAUGGAUAUUAGCAACAACAGUAUUAAUAUUAGUUAUAAUUUCAGCAUAGCAGUGAUUAAAAAUCCCUCAUUUACAUUAUCAUUAGACAUUUAUAAAUAAAAUGAAAAAAAAGAACAAUUGUGUCACAGUGGCUUACACUUGCAUCGCAUCUCAUAAGCUUGACAACAAACUGUGUCCAAUGUUUUUACAAAGAUAAAAUAAGUCAUAUUUUUGUUAAAACAAAUUUACAUUAUUGCAAUCAGUUAAUAAAACAUUGUCCUUUAUAAUUAUAAAAGCUUUUUUUUUUUUUUUAAAUAUACUACUCUGCUACCAUGUCAGCAGACUGGGGUAGAUCCUGCUGAAAUCCUAUGUAUUGAAUGAAUACAGAAUCCCUUUGAAUCGGAUAGAUAUCAAUUUUGAAUCGAGAAUCUUGUUGAAUCAAAAAAUUGAUAUAAUCGAAUCGCGACCCCAAGAAUCGAUAUUGAAUCGAAUCCUGGAACACCCAAAGAUUUGCAGCCCUAGCUGCUAAGUUUUAAUUGCUAAUUUGCUUUUUCAAGGAAUCUUACCCAGACAAUUUUGACUUGUUCCAUUGGCAGAUUUGUUUUCUCAUUACAAGCAAAAAUAUCUUAAAAUGAGCAUUAAAAAAAAAUCUGCCACUGGAACAAGUCAAAAAUAUUCUUGGUAAAAUUUCUUGAAAUUAUAAACCUAUCGUUAGGUAUAUUUUUAUUAAGUUUUGUGUCUUGUGAAAAUUCAGGUGCUCAAAAAUAGUAUUUUUUGCCCAGAUCUAUUGGCUAAAAACAAGUUCUUAUGUCCCACUGAAUAAUUGCUAUUUAUGGCAUUGUGCCAUGUAUUAGGUUUGUUUAGAUAUUUUGACUAAAAUUGAGAAAUAUAUGCUUGGUGAUGUGAGUUUUUGCAGUGCUCCAAGAUACACAAAAUAAUGCACAAUCAAUACUUGUACUACCUUGUAUUAGUUGUAUUUCAUCGGUUGAAAGGGCUCUGUAUCAAUCAAGGAGUUUGACUUUGGGUGCUUGAUUUAAAUGAAAAAAGUAGUUUUUUGUAUUUAUUUUAUAAACAAUGUGUGCCCCGGGAGCCUUUUUCAGCAUAAAGUUGUUUUUUUAAUUAACGUUUGCAUAUUGUAAAAAAAAACAUUAGUGACAAACAUUAUUUGAUAUUGCCCUAAUUUGCUUUGUCACCUUCAACACAAAUCAGUGAUGUGGAUGUUUUGUUCAGAUAUAUUUGCAUCUCCAAUAAACAAAAUGCAUCCUAAAAUUUGACUUUAUGAGGCCCUCUGUGCAAAAAGUUUGGACAUCCCUGUUGUGAAGCACUAUUCAUUUUUCUAUGUGUUUUCAUUUGACCUGCAUUAUGGAUUGGGGAUGUCCAUUUCCAAUUCUCACCGAGAUGAGGACAAAUCCUAACCAUUUAUCAGGACAUUCAUUGUCUUUGUUCCCUGGUGUAGGUAUGGACUCACACAGUAAUGCAUGUCUUAAUUAUUGUAUGUACAAAUUAUUUUUUCUGUUCUUGGAUACUAACACGGGUCUUUUUAUGUGGUGUUUUCCUCAGUUACAGUAGGUUGAAACCUUCUAUUAAUGGUGCUAUAUAUAUAUAUAUAUUUGAUAAAAAAUGGCUACAUCUAUUGGGAUCACCAAAUAAUGUAAGUUGAGAAUUAUUUUGGAUACAAAUGUGCAUAUAAAACAUGAGGUACAUUAUUCAAAGUUUGUACAUGUCAUAUUGCUUCUCUGGUUUGAUACAUUUGUGUUUUGAUAGUUGUUAAAUAAAACAUGUGUGAAUCAUUAUAUUGUUUACAAACCCUUUCUGCAUGGCCGUGAGUAUUUUUGUGGUGAUUUUGGUCAUGUUUACCUUUUACAUUGAAUAAAAUACUGACUUCUAA